Molecule: messenger RNA, 1462 nt
Organism: Plasmodium reichenowi
Lineage: Eukaryota; Apicomplexa; Aconoidasida; Haemosporida; Plasmodiidae
Exons: 1
Source: RefSeq, a predicted model, not a curated record
UUCAACUGAGGAUGUAAUAUAUAUUUCCGAUUCAUCUAAAGGAGCUAUACCAAAACAACAUAGAAGUGUAAAAUAUAAUAAAAAAGAUCAAGAAGAUAUUCCAGAAGAUUUAGGAGAAGAAUAUGAAGAAGAUGAUGAAGAGGAAGAAGAACAAAAAAAGAAAGCUCAAAAGAAUAGAGAUUUAGGAAAAAAAAACAUAUAUAAAUUUGAAGAAAGUUUAUCUUAUAUUGUUAAUGAUAAAUCAAUAUAUAUAAGCAACGAUGAUAUCGAUGAAUUUAGAAAUAUAAUUAUAACAAGUAAAGAUAUUAAUCAAAAUUUUGAUUUUUCAUUAAUUGAGAGUUAUUUAGGUUUAGGUAUAAGUACAAAAGAGGAUGUUGAAAAGAUGAAUAUUAAAUAUCCUUUAUAUAGAGGUGAAAAAGUUAAUUUUAAAAAUCUUCGUAAUCCUUUUCGAAUUGAACAUCCAUAUUUAAAAGAAAUGGAAAGUUUAUAUGUAUCUGAAAUGUUAUUUUUUGAUGAUUAUUUAUCUAUGGAUAUGUUUAGUUUUUUAAGUGAACAGGUUGUUGGGAAUUUAACAUUACAAAAAAUUCUUAAAAUAUUUAAGCAUGAAAGGAUUAAAUAUUUAUAUUUUAGCGAUGAUGCUUUGAAAUAUGUUAAUUUUAAUUUUCCUGAUUUUAACUUAUAUAAAUUUGUGAAUUUAUAUAAGAAAAAUUAUGUUGAUAGGGAUGAGAAAGAUAUCUGUGAUUUUUCAAAUGAAGAAUUUCCGUUAAUAAAAGAAAAUAACAAGAGAAUCAGGGCAAUUUUAUUAGAUUUGAAAAGAAGAAGUCUUGUUCGAAAUAUAACAAAAGGUGAAAAACAUCUACUAAAAAGCAUAGUAUUUGAAGAGAAAAAAACAUUUUCUUUAAUAAGAAAAAUAUUAAGUAAUUUUACAUUAAUAACAAAUAAAAUUCGUAGGGAUUAUAGUAAUAUACUUUUUAAUAUAUCUUCUAAUGGUACGUUAUUACCUAAAGAUGGAUAUUUAUUACAAGCUGCAUAUUAUAUCUUAAAUUAUUGUCUUUUUAUUGUAAAACCAUUUUAUGGUAAAAUAGAAAAGAAGGAACCAUAUAAUUAUAAUGAAAUUGCACGCUUAUCUGGAACGGUAAACAGUUUAAUAAAUGUUUUAGAAUUCAUUGAACACAAUAAUGCGUUGUAUAAUGAUUUACUUGAUCGCUGUAAAUGUUUACAAAGUUUUUAUCCUCGCGUAGAAUCUGAAGAAGGUUUGGUAAGAUUUUACCGUUAUGCUAUAGCGAAAAUUGAAAUAAUGGCUCUCGUUUACGAUAUCCAUGUUAUAUUAACAAAAAUGAAUAAAUGUGAAAUGCUAGUAAAAGAAUAUGAAAGGUAUCAUUUUCCUUCAUAUCAGAGAUUAUUAGUAAACACCGAAAUUCUAUUAAAUGAUGCUGAAAGUAUAUUAUUUGAAAACAAUUAA